AUUGCAUAAUCACCAUUCUCACUGAAUCAUCAGCAUUAUCUAGUGUAAAAAAUGUAGUAUUUAUAAUUCGAAAAAUGGGUAUUCCAUCUAUCAAUCUAUUAAUCAUUUACUGAUCGAAGGUGGCCUAUACUUCCUAUGAGUCGGCUAUUGAAAAGACACUUCACCAGCUCAGCGCCUUCGCCUUUUCUUAAUGGAAAAAAAUAAAAAACAUGAAAGUCACCCCCUAUUUUCGGAAAUUGAAAAGCUUGUUAUAGAAGGUGAUGAUGUUAAGUGGAGAGAGACUGCCAGAUGGAUGAAAUUUGAAGAAGACGUUGAAGAAGGUAAUAGGUGGUCUAAACCUUAUGUUGCAACCCUUUCUUUGCAAUCACUCUUUGAAUUGAGACGGCUCAUAACUACGGAAAGCGUUAUAUUCGAUAUGGAGGCAUCUUCCAUGGAGCAGAUUGCAGAUUUAGUUUUGGAGAAUAUGGAUAAUGAUAACAGAUUAUCUGUGGAGCAGAAGAAAAAAGUGAGAGAGACUUUGUUGAAGGAACACAGACAUCAGCAUCAGCAAGGGUUGCCACUCAAGAAAUCCCUCAAAAACAAAAAAAGUUCUAGACACCAAGAAGAUGAUGGUUAUUCUACGAAAAAAGAGAAAAACAACCAAAGAAAAUAUAAGAGCAAUAUGUCAUUCAUGCGGAAAAUUCCUUCAGGAGCGGAGGCGACAAAUAUUUUAGUGGGGGAGGUGAAUUUUCUUGACAAACCGAUGUCAGCUUUCAUCAGACUCAAUACAGGAGUCAUACUUGACAAUCUCACAGAGGUACCUUUACCAACAAGAUUUUUGUUCAUACUCAUCGGACCAUAUUCUCCAACUGCAGGGUAUAAUGAAAUUGGCCGUGCAAUGGCAACUCUCAUGUCGGACGAUAUCUUCAGCGAAGUGGCAUAUGGUGCGCAUAAAAAAGAUCAUCUAAUAAUGGGACUGGAUGAAUUUUUGAGUUCAGUCAUUGUGCUUCCACCUGGAGAAUGGGAUUCUGCAAUUCGAAUCGAACCACCAGCAGACAUUCCUUCUCAAGAAUUUCGAAAACGACCUCCAGAGGAUUAUAAUAUAAUUAUCGACGAGGUGGAAGAAAAAGAAAAACUUAGGGAGGAAACUGGUCUGGCAAGAACAGGGAUUCUCUUUGGAGGUUUGAAAAAUGACUUGAAACGGAAAGCUCCAUGGUAUUGGUCCGACUUCAAAGAUGCUUUAGCCCUGCAAUCGAUAGCUUCGUGGAUAUUCCUCUAUUUUGCUUGCCUUUCGCCAAUCAUCACUUUCGGUGGAUUACUUUCUGAAGCAACUGAACGGCAUAUGGCCGCUAUGGAAUCACUUGUAGCUGGGUGCAUCUGCGGUAUUCUUUAUGGUUUCUUCUCCGGACAACCGCUGUCUGUUUUAGGAUGCACGGGUCCAGUUUUGGUCUUCGAAAUCAUCGUCUACGAUUUCUGCCAGACUAUGGAUUGGGACUAUUUAUCCUUCAGGUUUUGGAUUGGUACCUGGAUUGCCGUAAUUCUUCUAUUUUUGGUUGCUAUCGAUGCUAGCGCUUUCGUGUGCUACAUAACAAAAUUUACAGAAGAGAACUUCGCCACAUUGGUUGCCUUAAUAUUCAUUUACAAG
Messenger RNA from Leptinotarsa decemlineata (Colorado potato beetle), 1624 nucleotides. Its product is annotated as electroneutral sodium bicarbonate exchanger 1. Gene Ontology annotation, biological process: monoatomic anion transport; transmembrane transport; regulation of intracellular pH. Gene Ontology annotation, molecular function: monoatomic anion transmembrane transporter activity; sodium:bicarbonate symporter activity; solute:inorganic anion antiporter activity. The record is from RefSeq and is a predicted model, not a curated record. Gene Ontology annotation, cellular component: plasma membrane. Lineage: Eukaryota; Metazoa; Arthropoda; Insecta; Coleoptera; Chrysomelidae.